CGGCUCUAUAGGUUCUUGCCUGGUUUUCAAGAGAGUUUGUGAGUUCUUUACACGACUCUAUUUAGAAUAUUCCUACAAAUUAUUAGGUCCGAUCACCGGACCUAAAUUUUCAUUCGGAUUCCAUGUGCUUUUAGUACUCUUUUAGUAUGUUUUUGAUGUAUUUUUUGAAAAAUAGCAGUUAAUACACAAUUUUAACUGCAUAUUAACUGUUUUUUUGCUGCUCUUUUACUAAGUAUUUAAAAAGUGCAGUAAAAGGGCAACAAAUAUCAAUGAGUAAGAUAUUUGUUACGCUUUUGCUGUGCUCUUACUAUAUUUUUGCAAAUACUAAAAAAAACAGCUAAAUGUAAUUAAAAUUGUGUAUUAGCUGUCAUUUACUCUUUUUUUCAAAAAUACAUCAAAAGUACACUAAGCGCAUAAAAAACGCAUGAAAUACGAACGAAAAUUUAGUUCCGGUGACCCGACUUAAUAAUUUGCCCAUACACAGAGCCACAAAAUGAUUCCCAAAAAUACUGUAGCCGUAGGAGCUAAAAAUAACGUCCAACCCAAUCCAAAGAACGAAGACAAAAGGCAUAUUCCUCUCAGAGUAAUAAAGUAGUCGUCAAUCUGUUAAUUUGUAUUCUCUCUUCUUCGUCAUCAAAUUCCUCGUCAUGUGUCACCUUCUCUUCUCUCCCCAAACUCUUUUAAUCCUUCCCCCGUCCUUCUUUUCCUGCUAAUUAUGCUCUCCAAUCUCAAUCGCCUAACAAAAAUUUCAAAUUUUUAGGUAGAAUCGAAGAGGAGUAGAGCAAAGUUGCAGAGAUGGAUCGGCUGGUAAAGCUUGAGCCAUCAAACCAGGUGGUGAUCCGAAUCGAGCCUGGCCAGCGGUGCUACGGCGUGCUCACCCUGCGUAACGUCAUGUACACGAUGCCGGUAGCCUUCCGGGUCCUGCCGCUAAAUCAGGCCAGGUUUACGAUCCGGCCACAGACAGGCAUCCUCGCCCCCCUAUCUACCCUCAGAAUCGAAAUCACUUACCUGCCUCAGCAGCCUACUGUUCCUCUCAUCCCCGACUGCGUUCCGCGAUCCGACGAUUGCUUCUAUGUCGACUCCGUCGUCUGCGUCGGCGCAACUUCCAGCGCACUCGACGCCGUCCCAGCCAGCUGGUUCAAUGCAAAGAAGAAGCAAGUAUUCACGGACUCCGGUCUCCGCAUUUUCUAUACCGGAUCCGCCGUCCUUGCGCGUUUGAUAGAAGACGGGGAAAUGGAGAAGGUACGAGAAGUGUUGGAGCAAAGCGAUCCGGAUUGGCAUGCGGCCGACUCCACCGACGCUCACGGCCGAACGCUUCUUCAGCUCGCCAUCGCUCGCGGUCGCGCCGACCUAGUGCAACUCCUAAUAGAAUUCAGCGCAGACGUGGAGGCAGCGAGCCAGGGGAGGUCGCCGUUGGAAGCUGCGGCAGCUUACGGACAGACCAUCAUUGCCGAGCUCCUCCUUGCACGGGGGGCGUCGACGGCACAAUCCCAGAGAUCGGCUUACGGCCCACUGCACCUUGCAGCGGCCGGGGGUCAUUCAGAGCUUCUGCGCUUGCUGCUGCUGCAUGGCGCGGAGGUAGACGCGGUGGCAACGGAUGGGCGGACGGCGCUGCAUUUGGCCAUCGCGGAGAAGCGGCGGGAUUGCUCGGAAAUUCUAAUCUCGGCUGGGGCGAGGGCAGACGCUUGCGGGGCAGGGGGGGACACGCCGCUCCACGUGGCGGCGGCCGCAGGGGAUGAAGUGAUGGCGAGGCUUCUGAUUGCCGGUGGAUGCGCGGGACUUAAGGAUGCAAGGAAUAGGGCAGGAAAGACGGCGUACGAUGUUGCGAAGGAGGAACGGCAGCGCCGGUUCUUUGAUCUGAUGAAAGCAGAAGAAAGUCUAAUGGCGGCGGCAAGGAGAGGGGAUGUUAGGGCAUUAUCACGGGCGAUCGAGAUCGGGGCAGCGGUGGACGGGAGGGAUGGAUCGGGGUGGACGGCCUUAAUGAUGGCGGGGUUUAAGGGAUGGAUGGAGGUGAUUAGGCUUUUACUGGCGAAGGGAGCGCAGAUUGAUGCGAGGGACGAGGAGGGGUACACGGCUCUGCACUGCGCGGUGGAGGCGGGGACGCAGUCUAUGUGGUGGCUAGUAAAGCUCGAGCCAUCAAACCAGGUGGUGAUCCGAAUCGAGCCUGGCCAGCGGUGCUACGGCGUGCUCAUCCUGCGUAACGUCAUGUACACGAUGCCGGUAGCGUUCCGGGUCCUGCCGCUAAAUCAGGCCAGGUUUACGAUCCGGCCACAGACAGGCAUCAUCGCCCCCCUAUCUACCCUCAGAAUCGAGAUCACUUACCUGCCUCAGCAGCCUACUGCUCCUCUCAUACCCGACUGCGUUCCGCGAUCCGACGAUUGCUUCUAUGUCGACUCCGUCGUCUGCGUCGGCGCAACUUCCAGCGCACUCGACGCCGUCCCAGCCAGCUGGUUCAAUGCAAAGAAGAAGCAAGUAUUCACGGACUCCGGUCUCCGCAUUUUCUAUACCGGAUCCGCCGUCCUUGCGCGUUUGAUAGAAGACGGGGAAAUGGAGAAGGUACGAGAAGUGUUGGAGCAAAGCGAUCCGGAUUGGCAUGCGGCCGACUCCACCGACGCUCACGGCCGAACGCUUCUUCAGCUCGCCAUCGCUCGCGGUCGCGCCGACCUAGUGCAAAUCCUCAUAGAAUUCAGCGCAGACGUGGAAGCAGCGAGCCAGGGGAGGUCGCCGUUGGAAGCUGCGGCAGCUUACGGACAGACCAUCAUUGCCGAGCUCCUCCUUGCACGGGGGGCGUCGACGGCACAAUCCCAGAGAUCGGCUUACGGCCCACUGCACCUUGCAGCGGCCGGGGGUCAUUCAGAGCUUCUGCGCUUGCUGCUGCUGCAUGGCGCGGAGGUAGACGCGGUGGCAACGGAUGGGCGGACGGCGCUGCAUUUGGCCAUCGCGGAGAAGCGGCGGGAUUGCUCGGAAAUUCUAAUCUCGGCUGGGGCGAGGGCAGACGCUUGCGGGGCAGGGGGGGACACGCCGCUCCACGUGGCGGCGGCCGCAGGGAAUGAAGUGAUGGCGAGGCUUCUGAUUGCCGGUGGAUGCGCGGGACUUAAGGAUGCAAGGAAUAGGGCAGGAAAGACGGCGUACGAUGUUGCGAAGGAGGAACGGCAGCGCCGGUUCUUUGAUCUGAUGAAAGCAGAAGAAAGUCUAAUGGCGGCGGCAAGGAGAGGGGAUGUUAGGGCAUUAUCACGGGCGAUCGAGAUCGGGGCAGCGGUGGACGGGAGGGAUGGAUCGGGGUGGACGGCCUUAAUGAUGGCGGGGUUUAAGGGAUGGAUGGAGGUGAUUAGGCUUUUACUGGCGAAGGGAGCGCAGAUUGAUGCGAGGGACGAGGAGGGGUACACGGCGCUGCACUGCGCGGUGGAGGCGGGGCAAGCUGAGGCAGUCGAGAUGCUCGUGAAGCGUGGAGCGGAUCUGAUGGCUAGGACGGCGAAGGGGAAGACGGCGGUGGAGAUCGCCGGAGCGCUUGGGUAUGUAGGGAUCGUGAGGAUACUUGUGCGGGGUGGGGUCGUGAAGGUGUGCGAGCAAGCAGCAAUGGUGGUAGAGGUGAGGCCAGUGUUGGGAAAGGGGAAAAAGAAUGGAAAUCGGAUCGCCUGCGGAAGCGGCGGCGGCGGCCGUGGCGGUAGGGUAAUGAGAGCGGGGUUCGUCGAUCGGACGACGCAAUGGCGGUGGCGAGCUAUGAACGGCGGGGAAUUUGGGAGGAGGGUGAUUUUGUAAUUUCGUAAAUGAUGUUCGAGUAAUUACUUAACUAACCAAAAAAUGCCAAAUUUUCAGGAGGAUCUCUUUUUUUUAGGAACUUUUUGGAUUUAAUAAAUUCUGUAAAUCCGAAUUUAUUAAAUUAAAAUUCUGAAAAUUUUGGCAAAAUUUUUUUUCUAAGGUUAGUAAAUCUUGAUAAAUUGUUUAGUAAUGUAACUCAAGAUUUAUGUAAAUAAAUUUAUAAUGAAAUAAUA
Molecule: messenger RNA, 3992 nt
Organism: Dendrobium catenatum
Lineage: Eukaryota; Viridiplantae; Streptophyta; Magnoliopsida; Asparagales; Orchidaceae
Product: ankyrin-3-like
Exons: 2
Coding region: 796-3759 (987 amino acids)
Molecular function (GO): protein binding
Source: RefSeq, a predicted model, not a curated record